This is a messenger RNA of Saccostrea cuccullata (small rock oyster), 1724 nucleotides long. Its product is annotated as endoplasmic reticulum lectin 1-like. Gene Ontology annotation, cellular component: endoplasmic reticulum lumen. Gene Ontology annotation, biological process: retrograde protein transport, ER to cytosol; endoplasmic reticulum unfolded protein response. The record is from RefSeq and is a predicted model, not a curated record. The transcript has 14 exons. Bases 87 to 1496 code for a protein of 469 amino acids. NCBI's taxonomy places the organism in Eukaryota, Metazoa, Mollusca, Bivalvia, Ostreida, Ostreidae.
AACGUCAAACCAGAACGAUAAAUUGAUCGCCUUUUCGUUUAAUAUGUGUAUGUGAUGUUCUUUAUAUAGUCUGAACUUUUCCAAACAUGAAGAAUUCCCUAUUUUAUCACUUUUGCUACAGUGCUUUUUGGACACUGCAUACAAAUGCAUUUAAUCCGUUCAUGGACCAUGAUCUUCAUACAAUCGACUGGGUCGGGCCGAGCGAUCUGGACAAAAUUUCGCCAGGAGAAAAUGUAAUAGUGUUGAAAACAAAAGCCAACGAAAGGUAUAGCUGUGUUUUACCUGAGAGUGCGGAUGCAAUAGAGGAGGAGCUGAGGAAACACUAUGAUGGACCGAGUCCAGAUGCACUGAUUAGCAGUUUGUUUCAACAGAAUUCUUGUUCAUAUAGGAUUGAAAGUUACUGGACCUAUGAGUUAUGUCAUGGUAGAUAUCUACGGCAGUAUCAUGAAGAUAAGGAACUGAGUGCUAAAAAGCCUAAAGUACAAGAAUACUACCUUGGAUAUUUUGGGCAAUAUAGACCUUCAAAAGGCAAAGAUUUAACAAAAGAGUUAGAAGAGAAAUUGAAACCACAGGAAAUCAAAAGUAAAAGGAUAGAUGACAUAGAACUACCUUACUAUGAAGUGAACAUGACGGAGGGCACAGAAUGUGAUCUAAACCAGAAACCACGACAAGUACGAAUUCUGUACAUCUGUCAGCCUGAUGGACGAGGAGAAAUCUACGAGAUGAAGGAAACGUCUACCUGUGAAUAUGAAGUCCUGGUGCUGACAUCUGUUCUCUGUGCAAAUCCAAAGUUUAAACCAAAAAACCCACCUGUCAGUAAAAUAGCCUGUCAUGCGAUGGAUGGCUCACCUGUAAGACCCACUGGUCUGGACCAAGAGUUUCAGAUACAUCCCAAUGCUAAAGCAUACACUGUGCAGAUUCAUCCUGAGGAGGAAGAGGAGGAGCAGGAGGAGGAAGAAGAGGAGACAACUCCAGCAAGUCAACCUCCCAAAAAAGAGCCAGCCCCUCCCAAACCAGUAGACAACACUUUAACAUCUACCACAGACAACCAGGUUUUGCGGGACUUCCUGUCUGGAGAUCACUGUCUCCAAGGAGGAACUGGUUGGUGGAAACAUGAAUUUUGUUUUGGAAAGUAUGCAAGGCAGUUUCAUGAUGAUCCAGAGGGGAGAACAGUUAUAUACCUUGGACAGUGGCAUGAACUGAAACAUUUAGAAUGGGUUUCUAAAAAUCCAUCAAAAAUGCCAAAAGAUAAAGGCAAAAGAAAGUCAUUAUCCUUGCUAUACACUGGAGGUGAUCAGUGCGAUAUUACAGGGAAAAGAAGAUUAGCAGAAGUUAGAUUAAAAUGUGUAGAAAAUGCCCAAGCACCACACUCUGUCUCCAUUUAUUUAAUAGAACCCAAGACGUGUGAAUAUAUAAUGGGAAUUGAAUCUCCAUUAUUUUGUUCCAUAUUGGACAGAGCAGAUGAAUAUGGCAUUAUCAAAGACACAAAAGUGUAGCAAUAACUACAAGCAGAAAUGAAAUCCCUAGUCUUUCAUCUGAUAUCCAUGUUUGUGUGAAAUAGUGAGUUCCCCAAAUGAUAAAGAGUGAAAAAAAUUUACACAUGUCCAUUGUUUUUAAAAUCACAAAAAAAAUUGUAGUAUGUACCGGUACAUGUGAUUAAUAUUGGAGAAUGGUGCUUUUUAAAAUGCAUGUACAUAUACAUGUAGUGGUUAUCAAUAUUACCA